Onychomys torridus (southern grasshopper mouse) is the source of this 282-nucleotide messenger RNA. RefSeq names its product WAP four-disulfide core domain protein 18-like. The transcript has 3 exons. Lineage: Eukaryota; Metazoa; Chordata; Mammalia; Rodentia; Cricetidae. The record is from RefSeq and is a predicted model, not a curated record. Bases 1 to 282 code for a protein of 93 amino acids. Gene Ontology annotation, molecular function: peptidase inhibitor activity. Gene Ontology annotation, cellular component: extracellular region. Gene Ontology annotation, biological process: antibacterial humoral response; innate immune response.
AUGAAGGUAGGCACAUUCUUGGUUCUGGUGGCUUUGAUCACCAUGGAGAUGGACAAGGCCUGUGCUCUGUCUUCUCAUGGAGAAUUACAAAAACCAGGAGCUUGUCCCAAGAUGCCUCCAGAUACUGUUGGAACUUGCAAUGAGAGAUGCUCAGGAGAUGAAUCAUGUCCUGGUAAAAUGAAGUGCUGCAGCAAUGGGUGUGGUCAUGUCUGCAAAUCUCCUGUCUUCAAAACAGCUGACAGCCCUGUGAAAGAUGGAUUCAAUACUUUCAAGCAUGACUGA